AUGGAAUUGAACGAAAAAGAACUUCUAUUUAAACGUAUAGACUACCUUUCUAUUUGUGCUUUGAAAUUUGCCGAACUAGACCCUUGCGUCUCAAGGAAUUUGAUGAGAAGAACUGUUGAAUUGGUGGAAUAUUGUAAUCUUGAAAUUCCUGAUAGACAAUUACUACUCUUUUGUAAUCAUUGCGGAAGUAUCAGGAUUCCAGGACUACUAGCCAAAGUAGAAGUGUCAAAAGCUUUAGACAAGUUAACAAAUAACUUUAAACUUAUAAACACAUGUUGCGCAUGCAAAAUCAAGUAUACCUACAACAACAAGCUUACAAAGUGA
Messenger RNA from Babesia microti strain RI, 324 nucleotides. RefSeq lists its product as hypothetical. Gene Ontology annotation, biological process: RNA processing. Bases 1 to 324 code for a protein of 107 amino acids. NCBI's taxonomy places the organism in Eukaryota, Apicomplexa, Aconoidasida, Piroplasmida, Babesiidae. The transcript is spliced from 2 exons. The record is from RefSeq and is a predicted model, not a curated record.